Molecule: messenger RNA, 1272 nt
Organism: Symbiodinium sp. CCMP2592
Lineage: Eukaryota; Dinophyceae; Suessiales; Symbiodiniaceae
Source: the annotation of a GenBank genome assembly
AUGACGGACGCCUUGCAAGUGCUCGGGUUCCUGGUUGGGCUCUUGGCAGGACUCGCUGGGAUGAUCCUUUUCUGGGCUCUCCAGCACAAAGGUGAGCACGGAGCCACUGAGGUACCCGCAGCCCCGACGACCACGACUCCGGAGGUACUACCUGUGGCUGCCAAGACAGCCGCUCCAUCAGGAGCCAGCUCAACGGGACCACCACCAGGCCUCCCGGAUCCUUUCGAUGCCCUACUGCCCGACAUCAUGGAUGGUGUGGCAUCGGCGGCGAAACCACCUGGAGAAGUGAAGCCUUCCGCCACAAGUGAUGCUCCAGUGGUCGCAGCUGCUUCGCCCGUCGCCUCCCCGCACCAGGCGACUGCUGAGCUUGGAUCAUCGACUUCGGCGAUGGAGUCGCUGAAGGAGUGGAUGAGUGGCGAACUGCAAGAGCAGAUCCAACUGCUGUUCGAGCAGAACCUUCGCUCUCUGCACACUGAUGCCCCCGCCUCGACUACAGCCACGGUGAAUGGGCCAGACCUGGAUCAUCUCCAAGCUGAGGUGGAUGCCUUGAAGUCCUCCAUCCAAGGCAUGAUCAAAAUUCAGGACAAAGUCGUCGCCAAACUGGAUGAGAUCGGUGACCUUGGUGGACGCCGUCACGCAUACGUUGAGAAUGCCACAGAUGGGACACAGGAUCAGCUCCGAGGGCUGACCAGGGAUGUGCAGGCCUUGGGAGCCAGCCACAAGGAGCAUCGUCAAGCCAACAAGGAUGCAGCUGUUGAGUCAGGGCGGCGGUUCAUGGAGGUGCUCAAGGAACUGGCGACGCUCUCGUCGAAGGUGCACAACGGCUUCGCUGGCCUAAGCGGCAUUGGUCGGAGUGCCAUGGCAGCGGCGCAAGAGAGCAAAGAAGCAGCCGAGCGCGGUCUUGAGGUCGGCGAGAAGACGUUGGCAGCAGUUCGGGUUGCGGGACCUUCACCAUCCGAACGUGAGCUCUUGGAAGGCGUGGCUGAGAGUCAGAAGGCCCUCGAUGCCAUCAAGGGCCAGCUCACCACACUGGACGGAGCACUCGAGUCCAUCAAGCAGCAGCUGGCAUCGCCAUCACCACCACCGCCAAACAUUCCGCCGUCGGUUGUGACCCAGGUUGUGCCACCACCUCCACAGCACAGCCCUAACCUCGUGCACCUGACAAGCAGCGCCGGAUCUUCAUGGAAUCCACCACAGACGGCGACAGUGAUGAUGGGGAAUCCCCAGCAUCUCUUAAGGAUGCUCGCCGGGCCUCCUGAUGGCAAUAACUGA